AUGGUGGCGGGGCAGCUCCUCGCCAUGAGCCCAUGGGUCCCGAAUUUUGAGCCGGACGCCGGCACGGUGAAGACGGCGCUGGUCUGGCUUCGCCUCCCCCGCCUUCCGCCGGAGUAUUGGUCGACCUCGAGCAUCCUCCACAUUGCGGCUAAGGCGGGCCGGCCGAUUGCGGUGGACGGGGUCACCGAGCAACAGGGGGCAAUGGGCUUUGCCCGUGUAAAGGUGGCUAUCGACACCACGGCGCCCCUGUUGCCGGGGGUUUUGAUCCAGGGAAUGAUGAAGGUGCACUGGCAGCCCUUCGUCUUCGAAAACGUGCCGGCGCUCUGCCCCCGGUGUGGGCGCAUGGGUCAUGCGGACGCCGCCGCCUGCCGUUUUCCGGCGACUGGCCGAGCCGCGGGCGGUUCGUCCUCGGGGGCGAUGGACCCUGAGGGCGGGACAGACCAGACGCCUCCGGCCACUGAGGAGGAGAACCAAGGGCCAGUCUAUGGCCCUUGGAUGGUGGCGACACGGCGGAGAGUUCCAUGGGAGAACCCUCCGCCGCGACCGGGGGAGACGAUCGGGCCCGAUAAGGGGCUUGGGUCGUCAUCGACCCGGUCGCCACCCCCGGCGGUCUGCCCGACCUCGCCGGCGUCACCGGCGGACACCGACGGUUGCCAGAAGCCAACGAAGGUCGCGCGCCGCUGGUCGCCGUUGGCCAGUGGUGGGGACAGGCCGGCCCCAGCCCCCCCAAUAGGCCCUGUCCGGGUUGCCUUGGUCGGCAACCCAGAACUCGACUCGAUCGAACCGGGGGACCCGGGGCCAAGCCGGCGGGUCGACCCGGUCGUCUCGGUCGACCUGGCCCUCCCGCGGGCCGACCCUGGGCCCAGCGGGGCGGUCGUGGCCCGGGCCCAAACUCAAAAACGGCCCAGGCCCCCAGCGGGCCUUGGCCCACAAGGGGGCCCAGGCCUGACCACCCAAAAUAUUGGGCAGGCCCAACGCGCACGGGCCCAGCUGGCUGGGCGCCGCGGCCGUGGGCCGACCCGCUUGAUCGGCGCGCCCUGCGCCAACGGCGCGCCGCUCCCCGACGACGCGCCAGGCGCAGGUGGCGCGCUGCUGGCUGCUGGCGCGCCCCGCACGGGGUCCGCGCCCGCUGUCGCGGGCGCGCCCAUUGCUGAGGGCGCGCCCGUUGCUGGGGUCCCUUCCAGUGAGCGGGGCGCGAGCUCCUUGGAACGGCAGGGCCCGCGGGCCCAACUCGCUAUGGGGCCGCAGGCCCUGUUGGCUCCGGGCCUUGGGGCUGGCCCGGGGGCCCAGGCGACCCAGGGCCUGGCUGGUGGGGGCCCAGGGGACUCUGCCCAGCCAGCCUUGGGUCCAGGGGAUCUGCUUGACCCAGUUCCCUUGGCUCAGGACGAGCUGACCAUGGCUGGGGGACCUGGGGCACCAGCAGGGCCCUUCCAGUUUAGCCCACCACGCCAGGAGCUGGCGGUGGGUCUGGGGCUCCCGCAGGCCGACGGCCAGGACCACCCCAUGGUGGGUGCGCCGAGCGAGCCGCGACUGUGGGAUGCUUUCGUGGACCCUGGAGGUGGCCCGGAUGGAGUCUUCCGCUUUGGCCCACCCCCCCGGCUGCGGGGGUGCGGGAGGACGCUACCCCAGCGUGUCAGGGCAGCAGUCAUGGGGGUCGUAUCCGUAGCUGGUGGCGAGGAGGAGGGGCGAGACUGCCGGGGCGCCGAGCCUGAGGAUGGCCCCGCGACUUUGGGAGAGGAUGAGUCUGAGGCCGACUAUGUGGACUGUGACCCAUGA
Phoenix dactylifera (date palm) is the source of this 1776-nucleotide messenger RNA. The record is from RefSeq and is a predicted model, not a curated record. Lineage: Eukaryota; Viridiplantae; Streptophyta; Magnoliopsida; Arecales; Arecaceae.